AUGAGCGACGAGUUGCCCACGCCGCCCGUGCCUAUUCCAGGACUACAUGCUGGUAGUAAGAGCGAUUUUCGUGAAGAUCUGGACGUGGAAGAGCUUAUUGAGCGUAAUCGUUGCCAUGAAGAUUACUACAAGCUUGAGAAGUGCCUGGCAGACUAUGACCGCGACUGGAGAAAGUGUCAGGAACAGGUCAAAAAGCUGAAAGAAUGCAACGAUCGCAUUCAUGACCUUCGUCAAGCAACUGAUGCUGCUACUUCAGGUCGUGAUAAACACUAA
Peronospora farinosa is the source of this 273-nucleotide messenger RNA. The record is from the annotation of a GenBank genome assembly. Lineage: Eukaryota; Oomycota; Peronosporomycetes; Peronosporales; Peronosporaceae.